Molecule: messenger RNA, 1902 nt
Organism: Torulaspora delbrueckii
Lineage: Eukaryota; Fungi; Ascomycota; Saccharomycetes; Saccharomycetales; Saccharomycetaceae
Exons: 1
Coding region: 1-1902 (633 amino acids)
Molecular function (GO): mannosyltransferase activity
Source: RefSeq, a predicted model, not a curated record
AUGUUAAGACGACGUUCGAAUGUCGCCUGGGUGGUUCUUAUUGUGAUCGUUUUUCUCCUAUACAGGAGUUUAGGGCCACAUCCGUUGCCCCAAGGAUCGGCUAGAAAGAGUCUAGGGUACCGUAAUAAGCAAACUGUGCAACGUAAGACGGAUUUGUUGAAUGCGGAUAUAUCGCAGGCUUUGAAACGUCAGCCAUGGGACCUGUCUCCGAUUAAUCACCGUAUUACCAAGCAAAAGUAUGAGGAUGAAGAAGUGGUUGCGUUUGCCUCGAAUUUGGACGUAGACAAAGUAUUGGUCAAGAAAGCCAAGGCAGCUAAGAAAAAUGAACAAGAUGGUAAUCAAUUGGGGUUAACAUUUGGUUCUAAGGAUUACAAAAAUUCAAUUACUUGCGAAGAUUUGGCAUACCGUUCUGUGAUUCAGCAUUCCCAGGAGAAAGCUCAAUUGCAUGAUGAUCUUGCCGAAUUGAGGCACCGUCUGAUGAGUGUACCAAACUUUCUUUCCAAGGAAGUUACAGGUGAAGAUGAGGAAGAAAUGACUGUGCCUGAGAUUAUAGAGAAGAAAUGGUACCAGUUUGGUAGUUCUGCAGUGUGGCUUGAAUCGGAGCAAUGUUAUGUUGUUUAUUCGAGAGUUAUUUACUCGUCGAACCAUAUCAAGAAUCAUCCACACCUUUCUCUAGUAAGAGCACAGGCCUUUGAUAAGGAUUGGAAUGAGAUCAAGGGCAAAAGGAUACCCUACGUGGACGUACCAAGACCAGCUGAUAUGCAGGCGGCCUUGAGACAAAUUGAUGAAGAAAUUGGUAUUUCAGAUUGUAGUGUUCACAGAUCUAAUCAAUUAGCAUAUGAUGCCUGCGUUGUCGAAAACACGAGGAACGGACUGACUGCGGAUAAGAGAAGAGAGAGUAUCCUCUCGAAAUUUUAUAUGACUUACCCAACAAUUUUGAAUAUUCCUUUCAAGACUGAUGGUGACUGGAAGGGACCGGAAGAUCCACAUGUUGUUUUGAGACGAACCGAACACGGGGAAGAACCCGUCGUUAUUUACAACAUUCGUGACGAGGAUUUAGACAGACGGAUUAUGGUGGCUUUCUUACCUCACAGAAAGAUUGAACCAAUGGUUAAAUUUAGCAUCGGUGGACGUGAACAAAGAGAAAUAGAAAAGAACUGGACACCUUUUUUCCAUCGCAAUGUUGGUGAGUCCCUAAUAUCUCGCGGUUUUAUCCAUUUCAUUUACAGUUUUAGUCCACUGGAAAUCUUGAAAUGCUCUCUGAACGACGGUGUGUGCAAUCUUGUCUUCGAGGCUGAUACGUUGAAAAUCAGUGAGUCAAACAAGUUUGGUGGUAUAAGAGGUGGUACACAGUUUAUUCCAUUGCCAGACGUUUUGCCCCAAGUUGAUGGAGCGCAGGUAUGGAUUGGUUUCCCCAAACAACAUAUCGAUGAAUGCGGUUGUGGUAGUGUUUAUUACAGACCAAUGUUUAGUGUUCUUGUCGAACGCGAUGGUGUUUAUAGCCAAGAAAUGAUGGUUCCAGCGAUGGGUUUCAACAUGGAUGUUCUUGCUUGGGAUCUGAAGACGACUGCUUGUAAAGAAACUAAUAUUUUAAGUCCGAACUCUAUCGCUUAUUGGGGAGUUGCUGGGCAAGAUCCACACACCAGAAAGUAUGAAGAUUAUCUGAUCAUAACAGUUUCUGAGGCCGAUUCCAUUAGCAAAGUGAUUACGUUGAAGGGUGUCCUAAACUAUAUUCUCGGUAUUUAUAGAGAAAAGGAUAUCAUGGAAAAGUUUGCGAUUAACGAACAAGCAGAUGAGAUUAUAGGUCAAACAUUACACUGUCUAAUUUCUUCUGCGUUUGAUAGUUGUAAGGCAUACGGUGAAGCCCAUCCUGAAAUUAAAGAAGAAGAAAAACAAGAGUAA